Messenger RNA from Micropterus salmoides (largemouth bass), 2063 nucleotides. RefSeq names its product zinc finger protein 85-like. Gene Ontology annotation, cellular component: nucleus. NCBI's taxonomy places the organism in Eukaryota, Metazoa, Chordata, Actinopteri, Centrarchiformes, Centrarchidae. The record is from RefSeq and is a predicted model, not a curated record. The transcript is spliced from 3 exons. The coding region runs from base 346 to 1557 and encodes 403 amino acids.
UGCUCAACCCUACAUGUCUGGGCAUGCAAAUGAUUGCAUCUCAGCCACAUGUGGUGUGUUCCAACACUCUCUCUGUAACCGCCAUUUUGCUUCCUCUAAGCUGUCAAACUGUCGGGACUCUGGUGUUUCCACAUCAGGAAACCUCACAUCACUUGAACUCUCUUUGCUGAGGCCCCUGGAAAUCUGAGCUGAACUGAAGAUCACGACAUCAAAGCGCCUGAGAAGUGUGGAAGUACUUUGGAUUCAACAAGAAGAGCUCUGUGGUGAAACAAGACACUUCUCGUGAGAAGAGGAACAGCAGCGACCAUUUUGUCUGAAUUCAGGGCGGCUGUCUGAGAAAGAAGCAUGAGUUCUCCAAAAAAGAAACAAAGAGGCACAAACAAACUCAAAUCUCACCACUGUGACCAGUGUGAGAAAGCUUUCAAUUCAUCGUAUUUAUUAAAGAUUCAUCAGAGACUUCACACUGGAGUGAGACCGUACAGCUGUGACCAGUGUGAGAAAACAUACAAAACAGUAGGAGAUCUAACAAUUCACCAGAGAGUUCACACUGGAGAGAAACCGUUUCAUUGUCAUGAGUGUGGCAAUACAUUCAAAUCAUCAGGACGACUACAAAGUCAUUGUAAAAGAUAUCACACUGACGAGAAACCUCACAGCUGUAAGCAGUGUGACAAAGCAUUCAAGACGGCGGGAGACCUAAAGGUUCAUGAGAGAGUUCACACUGGAGAGAAACCAUACAGAUGUGAGCAAUGUGGGAAAACCUUUUCAAGGUCAGGUAACUAUAGAACCCACCAACAAACCCAUAGUGGAGAGAAACCCUUCAGCUGUGAGCAGUGUGGGAAAACUUUUUCUCGGUCAUGUCACCUCAAGAGUCACCAAAUCAUUCACACUGGAGAGAAAUCACACCGCUGUGAUGAAUGUGGAAAAACCUUCACUCGACUAGAAGGCCUAACAAUCCACCAACGUAUCCACACUGGAGAGAAACCGUACAACUGCAGGCACUGUGAGAAAGCUUUCAUUUCUUCAACAGAUCGCAGGGUACAUGAACGAAUCCACACUGGACUAAAACCAUACAGCUGUGAGGAGUGUGGGAAGAGUUUCACUCAGCUGUCUGCUUACAACAUUCAUAGAAACAUCCACACUAAAGAAAAAACCUACCCCUGUCAGCAAUGUGGGAAAGUCUUAAAGUCAUCCACUGCAUAUAAGUAUCAUGAAAGUAUCCACACUGGAGAAAAACCCUAUAAGUGCAAACAUUGUGAGAAAACAUUCCCUUCAUCAAACACAUGCCAAAGACACGAGCGUGUCCACACUGGAGAGAAACCAUACAGCUGUGAGCCAUGUGGGAAGAGUUUUAGUAGUUCAUCUUCAUAUCACAAACACAAGCUUUUCCACGCUGGAGUCAAACCACACCAGUGUCAACACUGUGACAAAGGUUUCUAUUCAUCAUCCAAACUCUCAGAGCAUCAGCGUGUCCACACAGGAUGUAAACCGUACUGGUGUGUUAAAUGUAAGAAACACUUCGCCUGGACAGCUCAGCUAAAGAAACACAAGUGUGUCUAAACCCUUUUAUGGGAAUCUGUCUAAAGUCAUUAGGGUUGUCCUGAUGAUGAUCUGGCCCCAGUCGAUUAAGCCUAGUUCACACUACAUGAUUUUUAGCCCGAUUUGCUGGUCGGCGAGCGCGGUGACCGUCAGGCUGUGAUUUGGGGUAAGUCAGCGGUCGAUCGGUGGUCGGCAGUUGAUAUGUGCGAACCACACGACGACACAGCAAAGCGGCUCCCUGACACAUCUCUGACACAUCACUGACGUCUGCCAGAUAUCUAGCAUGCCAAAUAUCUGGAAGAGUCGAAGACGCUGAAUGUUGUGUAGUCUGCACGAGGCAUUAGGUAUCUGUUGUUCGAUUGGUGAUCAGUCAAACUAAUGUUCCUGAAAUGGAAAUGAAAAUGUAUUUGUUUUUAAUGUGUUCAAUGUUCUGGUUUUUAUUGUAAAGCGUCUGAGUAACUUGAAAAGUGCUGUAGAAAUAAAAUGUAUAAUUAUUAUUGUUAUUAUUAAAGUUAGCUUUCACCAUA